UCGGGUUGAUGCAACAGUGCUUUUACAGCUUUAUAGAUCGAUGGACAGGCGCUGAUGCUGAGCCGCUGAGCCACGGAGCGCACUGCGUGGAAGCUGCUGGGCGCGACGGACCGCUCAGGGGGACAUUCUCAGAAGUAUUGACCGAAAAGUACCAGCUCACUCCUCUCGCCUCGCCUAGUUCUUCGGGUUCUUGCUAGUGUCUCCGGUCCAAAUUGAAGGUCAGUCCCGCAGGUUUGACGGCGUUAGAGAUGGAUGAGUAGCCAGCUUCACUUCCCCGCGCGCACGAUGUGGUCCAGCGGCGUGGCCAUUGCCUCCCUCUACGCUGCGAUCAGCGUGCUGGGGCUGUUCGGCAACAUCACGCUCAUUAAGACCUUUUGCUCUGCGAAAUCCACCCGGAAUGUGCCGAACCUCUUCAUGUCGAGUCUUGCUCUUGGAGACGUGCUGCUGCUGGUGACCUGCGCUCCGGUAGACGCCAGCCGCUACCUGUCAGAGAAGUGGCUUUUCGGGAGAGUGGGUUGUAAAGUCAUCCCCUUCAUCCAGCUCACCUCUGUUGGGGUGUCAGUGUUCACGCUCACAGCCCUCUCUGCAGACAGGUAUAGGGCCAUUGUGAAGCCUCUGGACAUCCACACAUCCAGCACCACUACCAAUAUUGUCCUGCGUGCAGCACUUAUCUGGAUCUUGUCCCUGGUCUUGGCGAUCCCAGAGGCUGUGUUCUCGGACCUACACACCUUCAACAUCACCUCCACCAAUGAGAGUUUUGUGACCUGCGCCCCGUAUCCCCCUGGGGAACUGCAUCCUAAAAUUUACUCCAUGGCCUCUUUCCUGAUUUUUUACAUUAUUCCCCUGCUGGUCAUAUCCAUAUACUACACCUUCAUUGCCCGGAGCCUGAUGAGGAGCGCCUCAGACAUGCCUGUGGAGGGGAAUGUGCAUGCAAGAAGACAGGCUGAAUCUAGAAAGCGUCUGGCCAAGACAGUCCUUGUAUUUGUUGGGCUCUUUGCAGUUUGUUGGCUUCCCAGUCACAUCAUCUACCUGUAUCGCUCCUAUCACUACUCUGAGGUGGACACCUCACUAGUUCACUUUGUGUGCAGCAUCCUUGCUCGCAUCCUGGCCUUCACCAACUCCUGCCUCAACCCCUUCGCACUUUACCUGCUAAGCAAAACCUUCAAGAAACAGUUCAACCAGCAGCUGUGCUGUUGCUGCCCCGUGGUCCUCAAGCACUCCUCGCAGAGCCCUGCGCAUUACAACACGCAUGUGACUUCUGUCCACAGCACACAUCACUCCAUGGCGAGUCUGAGCGUGGUCAAUGGGCAACAACACCAGGAGGACUUUGUGUAAGUGUGAUGGAUGACAGACAUGUACAGUAUAGGCUCCUUUUAGUCAAAUACUACAUUCAAGCUCCAGCAUGCACUAUAAAUUACUGAAUCUUCAGCUUUUAAAUGUAGGAAUUUGUAAAAGUACAUAUUUAAUCCAGCCACUUUCUGGUCUGACGUCACUGUAAACCAUUUUGGAAUUAGCAAGCUUGCAAACAACAUCUAUAAACAUCUUUGUUUGAAGUCAGUUGCAGUAAUACAGUAACUGUGAAACUAUAUAAGUUGUUGGCAUUAAGUUGUACAAUGCUUAUGAAGUUUUAAUCAGUGUUGAAUAUUUAUUAUUGGUCCAAAUGUGUGUUCUUUGUUCAGGCAAUGUGUGUUUUUGCUUUUGUAGUGUACAGUACACGAAGAGAGUGUAACUGACAGCAUAUAUAACUUGUUUCUGUAUAUAUUAAAUGAAGUAGCAUCGUUCGAUGUAAACCCAUCAGGCAUUUCAACGUUGAAUCAUCAUCAUCAACCAAUGUCAUGAUUAUGGUUGAAAAUCAUUAUUGUUUUGAAAGGUGAAUCAAUGUUGAUGUGGCAACGUCAACGCUAUUUCAACGUCUUCCUUUCAAGGUUACAUCGUUCCUAAUUAAACUGACAUCAUUUCAACCAUAUUUUUACCUUGAAUGUCGUGUGACUGCUGGGAAGCAUCAGUUUGUACUUCAUACUAUCGGUACAUAAGAAAAGUGGACUUUUGUGUGUGUCCCUGUAUUGUAUACUGUAUUACUUGUAAUGUUUCUAACUUUAUUUGUUGAUUGUCUUUAUACAUAAUACUGUGCUCCAUAUGAUUAUUCCGCUCUGUCACAGGGCAGGUUUUACAGCCGCUCUGUCACAUCAUGUCCUAACUUGGUGUUCCUUUGGGAGAAGGGGAUUGUGCCAUGGCUGUGAUGAGGUGGUGCAUGACUUGGUCUGGAUAGCAUUUGUUUAAUUACAGUGAGGGAAGAUUGCCAAAUUUCUGCUCUGCGUAGCCUCAACUGUCUAUUAAACAUAUUAUCUUAAUUGUCAAACUUACUCUGAGAAGCAUUGAAAAUGUAAAUAAUUGUUAUUCUCCUUUUGUUUUAAACAGUGAGCCCAAUAAACAAACCAAAAAAACAAAGUUGCAUGAAAAUA
Molecule: messenger RNA, 2462 nt
Organism: Betta splendens (Siamese fighting fish)
Lineage: Eukaryota; Metazoa; Chordata; Actinopteri; Anabantiformes; Osphronemidae
Product: gastrin-releasing peptide receptor
Biological process (GO): G protein-coupled receptor signaling pathway
Cellular component (GO): membrane
Molecular function (GO): G protein-coupled peptide receptor activity
Source: RefSeq, a predicted model, not a curated record